Molecule: messenger RNA, 3060 nt
Organism: Gadus chalcogrammus (walleye pollock)
Lineage: Eukaryota; Metazoa; Chordata; Actinopteri; Gadiformes; Gadidae
Product: bile acid-CoA:amino acid N-acyltransferase-like
Exons: 10
Coding region: 865-2148 (427 amino acids)
Biological process (GO): acyl-CoA metabolic process; fatty acid metabolic process
Molecular function (GO): fatty acyl-CoA hydrolase activity
Source: RefSeq, a predicted model, not a curated record
GUGAUAUUUUCUGAACCAUGAUAGCUAAUUCAUCAAUAAAACCAUGCUAUUCUGUAAAGUAAAAUCAUAUCAUCUUCAGUCUAGGCCAAUGAAAGGGGGAACAGAGGUCAGACAUUUUCCGAUCUCAAUCCAACCAUUGAACGUUCUGUUCUAUCUGUCUGAACAUCAAACAAUGCAUAACUCUUAUUUGUGUUUCUUUCGUGUUUAUUUGAGUCCUGUGUUUACACACCGUUGAGGUAUUGGAUCAAUACAAACAAAGAAUUAAACACACAAAAGAUAUUGAAACAUCAUUAAAGACAAACACUGCAAUAGGUCUUGUGUGCACACUGGUAACCGUCCCUAAGCUCACCCUCAGGACAUGGAGGCCUGUCCUGGAACUGUUAAGUGGGCUCAUGAAGGCGUAGGCUAUAAAUGUGUCCUCAGAUGAUCACUGACCAGUCACAGUUUAGACUCUUCGCACAUAGUGGAUUUCAUCUUUGUGGAAUAGAUACUUUGAAGGAUUCGUGCAUACCAGGUAUAGUGCGUUUAACAAUAGUACUUAGCAUUGUGCAGCAUCUUAUCCCAGAUAGCUUUGUUGAAUACGGGGAACAAUUGUUGGUGCUUGGCACUUGGUUCUAUGAACAUCUUUACUGUACAGACGGAGAUAUAUUGUUUAUCUUUCUCUUGACAAAUGUACUCAUCGUAAGUCGCUUUGGAUAAAAGCAUCUGCUAAAUGCAAAUGAAGAACAUCAUCUAUGAAACGGCUUGUGUUAUUGUAGAACCUAAAAAGAACUAAUUAGUGUUCCAUUUGUAUUCUAAAUGUUGAUGCAAUAAUGUAUUUGGACUGAUAAUUUUGACUUUUCUUUUCUGCUUCACAGAUUAUGAAUGAUGGCUGGGGCUGUCCACCCAAUUCUCUCAGUUUGUCCCUCACGGGCACUCUUUACCGAGAAGUUCCGGGUGCUGGUGGAGAAUCUGCCUCCUGGUCUCUCAGUCACUUUGCACUCUCUUCACUGCUCUGAGGUGAAGGAUUAUUGGGAGGCAUACGGACACUAUGUCGCUGACAAUAAAGGGACUGUCGAUGUUUCACAAGAGGCUAGUCUGGGGGGAACCUACGCAGGAAAGGAGCCGAUGGGUUUACUGUGGAGUAUGAUCCCUGUGCCAGGAUCUAAAGAGCAUGCAGUUUUGUUCAAGGUUGACGUGGAGGCACCACAGGAGGUGCUCAUCUCGGUGUUUCAGGGCCACCUCUCUGAAGGCUUCAGGCAGAAGCCUCCCCUGGCCUCAGUGGUGGCCGAGAGGUGGUCCAUGGCACCGGGGCUGAAGAGGAUCAGAGUGCAAGAGAAGGAGAUUGAGGGCAUCCUCUUCAUCCCUCCGGGUCCUGGACCCUUUCCGGGAGUGCUUGAUUUAUGGGGCUAUGAAGUGGAGCUGACGGAGUGCCGUCCCGCAAUGCUUGCGUCUCAAGGUUUUGUAGCCUUUGUGGCCAAAUACGUCAUUCCUGGAAGAGAAUUGAAGAUCGACUAUUUUCUGAGGGCGUUUGAGUUUCUUCAGGAGCAUCCGCUGGUGAUCAGCAACAGAGUUGGACUCAUUGGCCUAUCUCAGGGUGCAAUCGUGGUUCUCAAUAUGGCAUGCCGCACCGAAGCUAUCAGUCCUCGCUGCUGUGUCUCUAUCAAUGGCAGCCACUUAUUGAUGGAAGAGUCGGUUGUUACAUUUUGGAAGAAACACUUUAAAAUGAAGGAACACACCAUUCUGCGAAAUGAGCAGAACCAUGUAACAAUGCGCGGUUUGACACUACCUCUCCCAAAUGAAGCAACUAUAAAUAUGGAAAAUAUAAAUUGUCCAUUGUUGCUGGUUGUUGGGGAAGGCGAUCUUAAUUUCCCAUCUGCAGAAUGUGCUGAGUUGAUGGCAAAGAGGAUGCACACAGCGGGCAAAGAGCACCUGUUGACCAUACUGAGUUAUCCAAAUGCCGGACACAUCCUCCAUUUGCCCAAUAGCAACCUUGUCCGGAUCUCCCGUUACCGCUUUCCAUGCUUCGACCAGCGCGAAAUUAUACUGUGGGGAGGACACCCAAAACCUCAUGCAUUUGCUGAGGAAGACAGUUGGGACAAGAUCUUGGCCUUCCUCAAGCAACAUCUGUACCCUGAUCCUCAAAGUGACCCCGAUGCAGCGCUGUGAAAGUACAGACAGCCGCCAUGGCUUUUGGUGGCAGUGCGUCUGAUCGAGACUAUCAGGUUUUGCUGUGAAUGUGUGAUAUUUCUUCUCCUAAAGUGUCCCAUAUCUCAGGGAUGGGAUGUACAAAGUGUUCUUGUGCAGGGUGGGGACAUGCUGGGCAAAGAACCUGAAUGGCCAGUAGUCGUUCCACCUCCCACCCUCGGCCAAUAUACGCUGAGAGGGGAAACAUUGAAAUAGGCAAUGAGUUAAACUAUUUUAAAAGUCCCCAGGGCGACAAUCGAUCGGACAAUAAAUCCAACCAAUGAUUAGAUCUAUGGUGUAAUAUUUAGCUCCAACCCUUUCACAAUCACAAACACAGAUGCUGCAGGGUACUUCACAAACUUCAAAUUAUCCGAUUAUCAUAUCUAGACCAGUCUGUAGCCAAGUAUAAUCUGUAGUUUGGCAUUUUUUUUAUAUAUGCUAUAGUGUGUUAUUAUAUAUAUUUAUUCUGUUAUGUCUGGGUAAUUAUAUAUGUUAUAUUAUGUGUGGGAAUUUAAAUGGUCAAUUUAUUUGUGAGGUGAUGUCCCAUAGGUGCAUUCUUUAUAUGUAUUUUAUAUUCUAGUUGAUGGUUUUCUCUGUCCCCUGUCUCAGGUGUGGGGCACCACAGGGGAGUUGUCUAUAAGGGUUGGGGUUUAUUCUGUUUGGGGUGGACAGAGGAGUUAUGUUGAACGCGAUCGGGCGCGGAGCCGACUACUGUGACCUCGGACGUGUUUCUGUAUUAUGAUAUUGUUCUCUUUUUCCUUAAUAAAUGUUCAUCUUUGACAGCGGUUUGGGGUGUUGGUGUUUUGUGUCCUGAUUUCCCGCUCGGCGACAGAGAAACCCGGGUGACGGCUCAUUAAUGUGAUCGCCUCAUUGGUCAGGUAGCUGUGUAACUUA